This is a messenger RNA of Mirounga angustirostris (Northern elephant seal), 2844 nucleotides long. It is a transcript of the gene SSH3, whose product is annotated as slingshot protein phosphatase 3. The transcript is spliced from 14 exons. Bases 180 to 2132 code for a protein of 650 amino acids. Lineage: Eukaryota; Metazoa; Chordata; Mammalia; Carnivora; Phocidae. The record is from RefSeq and is a predicted model, not a curated record. Gene Ontology annotation, biological process: protein dephosphorylation; negative regulation of actin filament polymerization; actin cytoskeleton organization. Gene Ontology annotation, molecular function: actin binding; protein tyrosine/serine/threonine phosphatase activity. Gene Ontology annotation, cellular component: cytoplasm.
GCGCUGGCUCCGCAGGCCCGGCUGGACGAGUGUCUGGCCCUUUAAGGGCCGCCCCCGAGGAGGUGCCAGGCCCUGGUGGCUCCGGUCUCUCCUUCCUGGUCCUGCGGGGCAGGGACUGUCCGUAGAGCUGUGGGAGGGCAAAGUGCCCGCACCGGCCCAGGUGUCCCCGGCCAGGCCCCAUGGCCCUGGUCACCGUGAGCCGCUCCCCCCCGACCAGCGGCCACUCCACGCCUGUGGGGCCCACGGACCAGGCAUCCAAGCGGGGAAGCCGGCUCCAGCGAAGGCAGAGCUUCGCAGUCCUUCGCGGGGCUGUCCUGAGACUGCAGGAUGGAGAGGACGAGGGAGAAGCAGCUGAGGCUGGCCCCGAGGUGGUGGAGAGACCCCCAGGUGAAGAACGGCCCCACGGGGACCAGACGGAUGAUGGGCAUGGGCCCCAGAGCCCCAGGAAGCAGGAGCAGAGCCAGCACCUGCAUCUCAUGGUGGAGUUGCUGAGGCCGCAGGACGACAUCCGCCUGGCAGCCCAGCUGGAAGCAGCCCGGCCCCCCCGGCUCCGCUACCUGCUGGUAGUUUCCACACGAGAACACCUGAGCCGAGAACACCUGAGCCGGGAUGAGACUGUCCUCCUGGGGGUGGACUUCCCCGAUAGCAGUUCCCCCAGCUGCACCCUGGGCCUGGUCUUGCCUCUCUGGAGUGACACCCAGGUGUACCUAGAUGGAGAUGGGGGCUUCAGCGUGACGUCUGGUGGGCAGAGCCGGAUCUUCAAGCCCAUCUCCAUCCAGACCAUGUGGGCCACACUCCAGGUGCUACACCAGGCAUGUGAGGCGGCCCUCGGCAGUGGCCUUGUGCCGGGGGGCAGUGCCCUGACCUGGGCUGGACACUAUCAGGACAGACUGAGCUCCGACCAGAGCUGCCUCAACGAGUGGAUGGCCAUGGCCGACCUGGAGUCUCUGCGGCCUCCCAGCGCCAAGCCUGGCCGGCCCUCAGAACAGGAGCAGAUGGAGCAGGCGAUCCGGGCUGAGCUGUGGGAUGUGCUGGACACCAGUGACCUGGAGAGCGUCACUUCCAAAGAGAUCCGCCAGGCCCUGGAGUUGCGCCUGGGCCGGCCGCUGGAACAGUACCGCGACUUCAUCGACAACCAGAUGCUGUUGCUCAUGGCCCAGCAAGAUCGCGCCUCCCGCAUCUUCCCCCACCUCUACCUGGGCUCAGAGUGGAAUGCGGCGAACCUGGAGGAGCUACAGAGAAACAGGGUCAGCCACAUCUUGAACAUGGCCCGCGAGAUUGACAACUUCUACCCGGAGCGCUUCAUCUACCACAACGUGCGCCUCUGGGACGAGGAGUCAGCCCAGCUGCUACCCCACUGGAAGGAGACACACCGCUUCGUGGAGGCCGCAAGAGCCCAGGGCACCCGGGCGCUGGUGCACUGCAAGAUGGGCGUCAGCCGCUCAGCUGCCACGGUGGUCGCUUACGCCAUGAAGCAGUACGGCUGGGGCCUGGAGCAGGCCCUGCGCCACGUUCAGGAGCUCCGGCCCAUCGCCCGCCCCAACCCUGGCUUUCUGCGCCAGCUGCAGACCUACCAGGGCAUCCUGACCGCCAGCCGGCAGAGCCAUCUCUGGGAGCAGAAAGCGGGUGGGGCCUCCCCAGAGGAGCCCCUCGCCCCCGAUGUCUCUACACCUUCCCCACCGCUUCCGCCAGAGCCAGGGGGCAGGGCGGAGAUGGAGGCUAUGGGUUUGGAGGAGAGCCAGGCAGCCCCGACAGAAGAGCCUGGACCACGGCCCCGCAUCAACCUCCGAGGGGUCAUGAGGUCCAUCAGCCUCCUGGAGCCUUCCUCGGAGCUGGAAGGCGCCUCAGGGGCCAGUGACCUGCCAGAGGUGUUUUCUUCAGAGGAAGACCCUCCAGAGACCCUCCCUCAGCUCUCAAAGGCCAAGGGAGGCCGGCGGGGCCACAAGGGGCCUUGGCCUGCCCUGAAGUCCCGCCAGUCUGUGGUCGCCCUCAACAGCGCUGCCCUGGUGGCCAGCCGGACCCAGGCCUUCCAGGAGCAGGGCGGGGCUGGCUGCGCCUCCACACCCAGGCUCCGGGGGAAGGUGGUGAGGCAGGCCAGCGUGGAUGGCAGUGAGGAGGAGGGCGAGGCCUGAGCCCCCACACGUGCCCCUGGCCCCCAGAUACAAAUGGAGGGGCGGCACACAGCUCCUGGGACGAGCACCCUUCACUCCUGCCAACCUGUGCACAUUCCUUUUAGCUCCUCCCCAGGUGGCCCCAAGACUCCAUCACUACAGCCUCGGCUGCUGCAGCCUUAAGUCUCGGACAUGUCCUCCUUUCCAAGGGCUCAAGACCUUCUCUGUCUAUAAUGGGGAUGUGACCGGGAGACUGAAGAUACCUUUGGGGGCAAGAACACCUUGCUUCGUUCUCAGUUGCUGCCGGGAACAUUCACUUGCAUCCACAGAAUAAAAGUUUCCCAGUGCAGAAAGGCUUCUGCUCCCUCCCUCACCCCCUCCCAUCUGCCUCACCCCUGCGCCCUUCGUUCCCGGGGUCUGCUCGGCCAGGGACCCGGUGGCCCUUAAGGGCCGAGAGUAACCUCGGUCCCCAGACCCGGAGGCUCUGAGGAGCAGGGAGCUGGCCCACAGGCGGGGCUGGCGGGUCGGCCUCCCUCCCCCACGCCACAACCUGCCCAUCUUUUGCUGCUGCCCCGCCCCCCGCCCCCCACCCCUCCCCCACAGCACUGCGUUGGGUCACAAGACACCAGGCCAAAGAGAGUCUCCUUUUUGUCCUUUACAGCCUCUGGCCAGUUUUUCACAGUCUUAAUAGUGUCUGGCUUUGUACUUAGAAAUAAAAAACAUUUUCAUAUUA